This is a messenger RNA of Amborella trichopoda, 1121 nucleotides long. It is a transcript of the gene ROC7, whose product is annotated as rotamase CYP 7. Gene Ontology annotation, molecular function: cyclosporin A binding; peptidyl-prolyl cis-trans isomerase activity. Lineage: Eukaryota; Viridiplantae; Streptophyta; Magnoliopsida; Amborellales; Amborellaceae. The record is from RefSeq and is a predicted model, not a curated record. Gene Ontology annotation, cellular component: cytoplasm; intracellular membrane-bounded organelle. Gene Ontology annotation, biological process: protein peptidyl-prolyl isomerization; protein folding.
AAACGUCGCCUAUUAAAGCGCAAAGCAUUUUUGUUGUUUUGAUUCAUUCUACUUCGACGAGGAGUACCAGGGAUUGACUUCCUGUUCUGGAGAGAGAGAGAGAGAGAUGGGCGCCCUCAGCAAUCCGUCUGUCCUGCUACUGUGGUGCUUCCUCGCACUUGCUUCCCUCGCCCUCAUCCAGCACCGCAUAGGUUUCGUCACAGAGUCAUCUUCUCACACUAUUCCAAACACGGAUCAGGGCAAAGCACCUAAAAAAGAGUUGCAAGAAAUAACUUACAAGGUUUACUUCGAUGUGGAGAUCAAUGGCAAGCCUGCUGGUCGAAUUGAGAUGGGACUCUUUGGGAAGACAGUGCCCAAGACAGCAGAAAAUUUCCGAGCUCUUUGUACAGGUGAGAAAGGUAUUGGGAAGAGUGGAAAACCUCUUCACUAUAAAGGAAGCUCAUUCCAUAGAAUUAUACCAAGCUUUAUGCUUCAAGGGGGUGAUUUUACUCUUGGAGAUGGAAGAGGCGGGGAAUCAAUAUAUGGAAAUUCAUUUGCUGAUGAAAACUUCAAGCUUAAACACACUGGGCCGGGUCACUUGUCUAUGGCAAAUUCUGGACCUGAUACCAAUGGAUCCCAAUUCUUCAUCACAACUGUAACAACUAGUUGGUUGGAUGGCAAACAUGUUGUGUUUGGGAAGGUCAUCUCAGGAAUGGACGUAGUCUACAAGAUUGAAGCAGAAGGAAGGCAAAGUGGGACCCCUAAAAGUAAAGUGGUCAUCGCAGACAGUGGCGAGCUGCCCCUGUGAUUCUCCUCAGCUGAAUGCCCAUAAAAUAUAAAAUUAUAUACUAGUUAACUGCUCAGGUUUUAAUCUGUAGCUUUGCUUCAGUAGAAUCAGUACUAAUUGUGAUAAAAUGAGUACUAAUGAUGGUGCUUGUGCUAAUUAUGAUUUCAUAGUCUGGAUCCCUGGACCGAGAUAGAGCCUAUUGCAUUUCGAUUGUAAUAUGCCCUCAUUAGUCAUGUUUUGAAAUAAGUCUUUGGGGCAUCUAAAGUCUCGAAGUUUUGCAGUUAUUUUUAACAUUUUUUCUUUUCCUGCUUUGCCUUCUGGGAUCAUGAUGAAUGAAAUCAUUCAUUUGAUGAAA